This is a messenger RNA of Mesocricetus auratus (golden hamster), 1205 nucleotides long. It is a transcript of the gene Smim12, whose product is annotated as small integral membrane protein 12. The record is from RefSeq and is a predicted model, not a curated record. Lineage: Eukaryota; Metazoa; Chordata; Mammalia; Rodentia; Cricetidae. The transcript has 4 exons. Bases 298 to 588 code for a protein of 96 amino acids.
GGGCGGGGCCUCGGGCGAUGACCAGCGGGCCGCUGGAAGCAGCGAAGUCCGUGUUGCUCCCGGCUGGCGGGCGCAGCGCGGGGCCGGUCCGGGGCGUGCCGGCUGGGCCGCAGCAUUUUCCACAGGGACUUUUCAAGUACUAGGAUUCUAGGGCAUCUGGAGUACUGUAUUCACUUGUGGUAUUUUCGGGAGCUUACUGUGCAAGUGUGAGGAUAGUAUUUCAGGGACCCAAGUGUUGCACAGAGCACAGUGGCCGCUUGCUGCUCUGUGGGGUGGCUGCUCAUUACUAGUGCCAGGAUGCCUGAUGUCAUGUGGCCUGUGCUUUGGUCCGUGGUGCGUACCUAUGCUCCCUAUGUCACCUUUCCUGUGGCCUUUGUGGUCGGUUCUGUGGGCUACCACCUGGAAUGGUUCAUCAGGGGAAAGGCUCCUCAGCCUGUGGAGGAGGAAAAGAGCAUCUUGGAGCGUCGAGAGGACCGAAAGCUGGAUGAGCUGUUAGGCAAGGACCACACGCAGGUAGUGAGCCUUAAGGACAAGCUGGAAUUUGCCCCCAAAGCCGUCCUGAACAGAAACCGUCCAGAGAAGAAUUAAUGGAGGGCCCAGGUCCCUGUGAUCCAUGGGGCUAUGAUAUGCCCUGCCACCACGUCGACCCAGCUUCAGAACAUACAUCUGAUUUGCUUUGCUGCUCACUCCGGCCCCUUCUGCAUCCCACCGCCACAAACGUCCUGGCUGGUCCAUUGUGGCUGUACAGCUGCAGCAGCAGGGGCCAAUGAAGAGGAAGGCUGCGUCUGCUGGAUGGGCUGUCCCCAUGACUGUGGACUUCUGAUCUUACCUGGGAGCGCUGCAGGGAAGAGCCCUAGGGAAUGAACACUGCUCUCAGGCUCCCUGGGGAGAGGCUUGGCCUCAACUGGGAAUGGUUGGGCUUGUUGUUGCCAUGAGGAGGGUCACUUCCAUGUCUAGUUGUACUUUUUGCACUGGACACAAUUCAGAAGUCUCCCUGGCUCCCUUGAAGUGUUUUUCCUGUUCACUGGCACGGUUGUGCCUGUAUCAGCUCAGGAGUGGGUUCUCAGGGGAAGGAAAGCACAUUUCUGUUAUGGGGAGCUCAGGCUGUUUACCUUGGGCAGAAGGCAUAUGCCUGGAAACAAUCCCUGUCUUCCACCCUCCCUCACUUGUAGUGGGAACCUAAUUAAAGUGGCACCUGAGACAUA